Molecule: messenger RNA, 1489 nt
Organism: Erinaceus europaeus (western European hedgehog)
Lineage: Eukaryota; Metazoa; Chordata; Mammalia; Eulipotyphla; Erinaceidae
Gene: WWC1
Product: WW and C2 domain containing 1
Exons: 7
Source: RefSeq, a predicted model, not a curated record
UGGGUCUCUGUCUCACAGGACGCCGUGUCAGCCCUACUAGAGCAGACCGCCACAGAGCUGGAGAAGCAGGAGGCGCGGAGGGGUGUGCCGUCCCCGAAGGAGAAUUGGGGGUACGAGGAGGCCAGUGAGAACGAGGCCGAGGAGGAGGAGGAGGAGGACGUCGUCUUCACCGAGAGAGCCUCUCCAGAUGCGGAAGAGAGCCCAGUCUUAAAGGUGGACAAGGAGACCAACACUGAGCCCCCCGCCCCAUCACCCACGGUGGUGCGGCCCAAGGAGCGGCGGGUGGGGACACCGUGCCCGGCCCUGGGGCCCUUCCUGCGGGGAGGCACUGUCAUCCGCUCCCAGACCUUCUCCCCCGGACCUCAGAGCCAGUACAUCUGCCGGCUGAACCGGAGCGACAGUGACAGCUCUACGCUGGCCCGGAAGCCGCCUUUUGUCCGCAACUCUCUGGAGCGGCGCAGCGUGCGUGUGAAGCGGGCCCCCUCGGGGAAGGCGCCACGGGCAGAGCGCGUGCUGCGGACCUCGCUGGACCUGGAGCUGGACCUGCAGGCCAGCCGGACGCGGCACAGCCAGCUGGUGCAGGAGCUGGCGGCGCUGCGGAGCCUCAGGGAGCGGCUGGAGCGCGGCCCCGGCCCCGGCCCCCCCGAGCUGCCCGCCGGCCUGCGCCGGGACCCGCGCCUCCGCCUGCUGCUGCGCGCGCUGGAGAAGCAGGUGGACCGAGCUGAGCACAGGGGUGAGCUGCAGACGGACAGGCUGAUGCGGGCAGCUGCCAGGGACGUGCUGCAGCUCCGUGGCCAGAGCAGCAAGGAGCCCCCCGAGGUGCAGUCCUUCAGGGAGAAGAUGGCAUUCUUCACACGGCCCCACGCCAGCAUCCCGGGGCUCUCCGUGGACGACGUCUGAGCCCCUGCUCCCUUCCCAGGCGGUGGGUGCGGACCUGGCCGUGGGGCUCACGUGCCGUGGCGUGAAGGUACCCGUGACCGUCCCCGGGCGCCGCAGCUUACGGACGGAGCCUUUCCAGCUUGGGUUUCCUAGUCGGGAUUGAAAAAAAAAACAACAAAACCAGCAUCAAAGCGACAAGAUUGUAUAGUUUGUAUAUUUAGGAAUGUAUUUUUGAGAAAGAAAAUUUUAACAAACUGAAUUUUAAUGAAGUGUUUCUCGGCUGCUGUUCUUAAAACCAGCCUUAGGGUUUUUGGCUUUUUCGAACAGCUCUGCCUUCUAGAGGCAUCAUCGCAAUAAGCACCAACACUUGGGGUCAGCCGUCCUCACACGCGGCUUCCUGCAGGUGUCACAGGACAGCUGGCCUUACCUCCCUCACACGUGUAGCACGAGGCUUAGACAGACAUCGGGGCCGCUGAGGGCCGGGGUGCUCUGGCGAGUGAGUGUGUCCUGUGUGACGGGACGCCCGGUGCCCCGGGAAGCCACUGCGAGUGAGGCGGGGGGGCACGUCCCUUCCAUGCAUCUCCACCAAUAAAGUGGCCUUUCUCAUUGA